CGAUCAGGGCAUUUAGGCAGAGGGAGUAUCCCGCGAAUCCGAAUCCCUGCCCGUCCAAGACCAUAGUGACGCAGCAGAAUCCGAGCUGUAAAGGGCUAACAAAAGCCACAAGUACUCUCCCUGCCGGCAGAGCACCUGCUGCGUGGGUGGCUGUGUCCGGUCCGGGUGUCUACAUAAGCUGCGCCGGGCGUGAGCGUGAGCAGCUCGGUCACAACUCACAAUCACCCAGCGACAGCGACAGACAACAACUACCCAGUCCGUCGUCCCGGCUUCCGUGCGGGCCGGGGUUUCCCACGAGCGCGCACGGCACGGCGCCGCCAGCAAGGUCACGAGUCGGGUGGAGGCAUCGGACAUGGCCACCACGACGGUGACGACGACUGCGGAGGCGGCGAGCGCGCCCGGGAAGCGGCGCGGCGGGGGGUGCUGCGCCCUCGCGGCGGCGGCGGCGGCGGCGAGCGUCGUGCCCGUGAAGGCGGCGGGUGAGCAGGGGCAGCAGCCGCUGCCGCUGCCGCGGCUGGUGCGGUUCGAGGAGCUGCCGGACUACCUGCGCGACAACGAGUUCAUCCACGCGCACUACCGCUGCGAGUGGUCCGUCCGCGACGCGCUGCGCAGCGCCUUCGCCUGGCACAACGAGACGCUCAACGUCUGGAGCCAUCUCGGAGGCUUCUUCCUGUUCCUGUACCUCGCCGUCGCCGAGCCAACGGGGACGGUGGCCGGCGCCGGAGCCGGAGUCGGAGCCGGAGCCGCCCCGAGUAUCGUGACGUUCGUGCUCGCGUCGGCCAACACCUCAUGGUCUUCGUGGGAGGCCAGCAGUAACUCGAGCUUGACGGCCAGCAAGGGUUUGAUGGCCGUGUUCGGGAGCAGCGACGGCGACGCCCACGCGGUGCCGAGGUGGCCGCGGACGGUGUUCCUGGCGGGCGCCAUGGCGUGCCUGGCGGUGAGCGCGGCGGCGCACCUGCUGGCGUGCCACUCGCGCCGCUUCACGCGCCUCUUCUGGCAGCUCGACUACGCGGGGAUCGCGGUGAUGAUCGUCGCCUCCUUCUUCCCUCCCGUCUACUACGCCUUCCUCGGCCGCGCCCGCACGCAGCUCGUCUACCUGUCCGCCGUCACCCUGCUGGGCCUGCUGGUGGUGGCGCUGCUCCUGGCGCCCGCGCGCUCGUCGCCGCGCCUGCGCCACCUCCGCGCCGGCCUCUUCGUGUCCAUGGCCUUCUCCGGGGUGCUGCCGGCGCUGCACGCGCUGUGGCUCAACUGGGCACACCGCGAGUGCCACCUCGCGCUGGCGCUCGAGCUCCUCAUGGGCCUCGUGUACGCCGCCGGCGCCGGGUUCUACGUCACCCGCGUGCCGGAGCGCUGGAGCCCCGGCAGGUUCGACUGCGUCGGCCACAGCCACCAGAUCUUCCACUUGCUCGUGCUCGUCGGCGCGCUCACGCACUACGCCGCCACCGCCAUCCUCAUCGACUGGCGAGAGGCGAUGGCCGUCGCCGCCGGCGGGGCAUCGGUGCUCUCGUGAUCCGUGACUGUGCAAAGCAGUGCAGUGUAUGUAGGUGAAGGGGGUGCUAUCGAUUCGUUCAUUCUUUGUACGCGAUGUCGAUUUAUUUACCUCAAUCGAAAUAUUUGUUCGUGGCAUUCCAGAUGGGAAGUGGCCCAAU
This is a messenger RNA of Zea mays, 1649 nucleotides long. Its product is annotated as hemolysin-III family protein. Gene Ontology annotation, molecular function: signaling receptor activity. Gene Ontology annotation, cellular component: membrane. The transcript is spliced from 3 exons. Gene Ontology annotation, biological process: response to hormone. The record is from RefSeq and is marked provisional. Bases 353 to 1510 code for a protein of 385 amino acids. Lineage: Eukaryota; Viridiplantae; Streptophyta; Magnoliopsida; Poales; Poaceae.